This is a messenger RNA of Lichtheimia ornata, 1059 nucleotides long. RefSeq lists its product as uncharacterized. Gene Ontology annotation, molecular function: ubiquitin binding. The coding region runs from base 1 to 1059 and encodes 352 amino acids. The transcript is spliced from 5 exons. NCBI's taxonomy places the organism in Eukaryota, Fungi, Mucoromycota, Mucoromycetes, Mucorales, Lichtheimiaceae. The record is from RefSeq and is a predicted model, not a curated record.
AUGGAGCAGGUGCGUGACAUGAAUACCGCCUCUGAAACGUGGAAGGACAAGCUCCAAAAACAACGUCAAAGGAAGCUGCAACCAGCUACGUCUUCGAUCUCUGCUGAACCAUCCUUGGAAGAAGUCGCCAAAAUAUCACAGAUCCAAGAUCUAUUUCCUGAUUUGGGACAAGGAUUCAUUAAGGCGUGCUUGUUGGAGUACAACGAUGAUGUGGAGACGGUUAUUAUGCAACUUUUGGAAGACAACCUACCACCCAAACUUGCAGAGAUGGAUCGCUCGUUAGCAGAUCUUCCAAUGGAUACAUUUGAUCAAUCAGAUACAGCAAAGAAAAGCAUCCUGGAAGGUCGACGCAACAUUUUCGACAAUGAUGAAUUUGAUCUUUUAUCUGAAAGUGCCAGGGUGGAUUUAAGCAAAAUGCAUAUUGGAAAGAAAAGUCGUGGUACAACCGAAUCAUUGCUCAAUGACAAGAGCUUCAUCCAAGAGGAAAAGGCCAAUGUUAUACAACGAGUUUACGAUAUGUAUGAUGACGAGUACGACGACACAUAUGAUGGUAUCAAUGAAGCACCUGGAACGGUUGGCAUGGAUGAUGAAGAUGAUUCAGCUGUCGACAAGGUCAAGGGUAGCAAAAAGAAGCAACCUGGUGCUGAAGAUCCCGGAGUCGCAUUUGAAAGCACGCUUAUCCAUACCUAUGUCGACAAUCGUGAUGUAUUCAAUCGAUCAUCUGCCGUACGGAGGUCAAAGGCACGUGCAGAAUUGCGAAGGAUCACUGGUAUGAGCGACGAGCAACUUGAAGGAUGGGCCAUCAUGCUGGAUCGUAGCCCACGACGACAACGAAUUUUGGACAAGUAUAUGCUCUUUGAUGGACAACAAAAAAAGGUGGAUGGCAAGUCAUUAAAAGAAGCUCAACACAAGCAAUUACAAGAGAAGCGGGCGGCUGGUCAAGAUGAGACAAAGCAAAGGGCGUACAAGGACAAGAACAAGGCCCGUUUUGGAAAUCAUAAUCGCAAGAGAGGACAUGAUAAGAAGAUGCAGAAAGCAGGUGUCAUGGGGAAUAGCUAA